AUGAGUUUCAUGCGUGUGCCGCGCGCUGGCUUGCGGAUCCGUACGGCGGGGCUUGAGCAAGUUCGUGCCUUUUGCGCGACGCCCCGUGUGCGUGACGACCGGUUCGAUGGCGAUGGGCGCAACACGCACUUUGGUUUCCGUACGGUGCGCGAGAGCGACAAGGAGUCGCUGGUCGGCACGGUGUUCUCGUCGGUGGCCUCUUCGUACGAUAUUAUGAACGAUGCCAUGUCCCUCGGCAUCCACCGCUUGUGGAAGAACCACUUUGUGGAGAUGCUGAACCCCCGUGGUGGCAUCCACUGUCUCGACGUGGCCGGCGGCACGGGCGACAUUGCGCUGCGCCUGCUAGACCACGCGCGGACAAAGCACCUGGACCGCGAGACGCGCGUCACUGUCCUCGACAUUAACCCCCAGAUGCUCGUCGAGGGCCAGAAGCGUAUGAAGCAGACCAUGUACUGGAACACGCCGCAGAUCCGCUUCCAGCUCGGCAACGCCGAGGCGCUCGACAAGGUGAUGGAGGUCCCAGAGCGCCGGAACCCCCCCGCGAGCACGCACAAGAACCCUAUUCUGCCCCCUCUGGUCAGCGAGCCGAUCCCGAACGAGUCGGUGGAUCUGUACACGAUUGCGUUUGGUAUCCGCAACUGCACGCACAUUGACGAGGUGAUCAAGGAGGCCUACCGCGUGCUCAAGCCCGGCGGUAUCUUUGCCGUGCUCGAGUUCGGCAAGGUGUCGAUCCCCCUGCUCGCCGAAAUGUACAAGCAGUACUCCUUCUCGGUCAUCCCCCCGCUGGGCCAGCUGCUCGUCGGCGACCGCGACUCGUACCAGUACCUCGUCGAGUCGAUUGAGCGCUUCCCUACGCAGCGCGAGUUUGCCGACAUGAUCGCCGACGCUGGCUUCCUCUCGCCCGGCUCUGCCGAGGCGCAGUCGAUGGGCCUGCCCCGCCUGAGCGGCCCCAGUGGCGCGUACGAGGACCUGACGCUCGGUGUCGCGACGAUCUGGACCGGUAUUAAGCCGUUUGCGUAG
Molecule: messenger RNA, 1020 nt
Organism: Malassezia japonica
Lineage: Eukaryota; Fungi; Basidiomycota; Malasseziomycetes; Malasseziales; Malasseziaceae
Gene: COQ5
Product: 2-methoxy-6-polyprenyl-1,4-benzoquinol methylase
Exons: 3
Coding region: 1-1020 (339 amino acids)
Biological process (GO): ubiquinone biosynthetic process
Molecular function (GO): methyltransferase activity
Source: RefSeq, a predicted model, not a curated record